Penicillium maclennaniae is the source of this 540-nucleotide messenger RNA. RefSeq lists its product as uncharacterized. The record is from RefSeq and is a predicted model, not a curated record. Lineage: Eukaryota; Fungi; Ascomycota; Eurotiomycetes; Eurotiales; Aspergillaceae. The transcript is spliced from 2 exons. The coding region runs from base 1 to 540 and encodes 179 amino acids.
AUGGGCCUCGAGCCGAUUUCCUUCCACAUUCCACAAACGGCUCAGGACCCCGGAUCUCUGGAGAUGAGCGAGGCUCGCGGUCGAAUUCUCACUAUCACCAAAACUACACAUACAAAUCUCAAAGUCAAGAUCAAAGAAACAACUACGGGAGUCAUCAAAGAUACCAUGAUACCCGCAAGUUCAAUUACCGCAGCGGCCCUUAUCAGGGUGCCCGAUAUUCCAAUCACGAGCCAAGACUCCAACGGCCGAUUUCGCGGUGGCCGUUCCCGCGACAACAAUCAAUCCCUGUCGCCGCAACAGCAACCGCCAGUCCCAGUGACCUCGCUAUACUGCUCAGUCGACGGUUCUGAUCUUUUCGACGAAUCUAUGGAGCCCGUUGCUCCUACUUUGGGCUGUGAUGGCAUGUACUACGAUGCUGAUGGUGACCUCAUCAUCGAGGACGCACCCAAUGUCGACAUCGCGACCAUUGUGACUCAAGGCACUAUCGAGAUGGCCAAGAUCACUCAACGCCUCCUCGAGCAAAUUGCUACCUUCAGUUGA